AUGUCAGAUGGAAAUCAAACCCUUGUGACAGAAUUUCUCAUUGUAGGUUUCCCUGGACUUCACCGCACCUACUAUGAUCUUAUAGGCACAGUUUUUUUCCUGGUCUACAUCUUCACUUUAGUGGGAAAUGCAAUAUUUUUUGUACUGUUUGCAACAGACCACAAUCUCCGCAAACCCAUGUAUUUCAUCAUCUUAAAUCUUGCUGUAUCUGAUGUGCUGUUCAGCACCACAACUUUGCCAAAGAUCAUCACCAGGUACUGGUUUCGGGCAGGGACCAUUUCAUUCAUUGGCUGCUUUGUACAGAUGGCUUUUGUGCACUAUUUUGGAACAGUGACUACGUACAUUUCAGUAAUAAUGGCUUUAGACAGAUAUGUAGCAAUUUGUUUCCCUUUGAGAUAUCCAUUGAUUAUGACAAAUUCCAUUAUUUUAAUUCUUUGCAUCACUUCAUGGGUACUUUCGGCAGCAAGCCCAAUGAUAGUGGUAAUUAGAUCAUACUCCCUGCCAUACUGUUCUUCCAACACUGUCAUUCAGUGUUUCUGUGAUCAUACUUCAGUGACAACACUGGCAUGUAUUGACAGAACUGCUUUCGCUUUCCCAACUUUCAUUUAUGCUUUGGUUAUGUUAUUGGUGCCAUUAGCCUUUAUUAUAUUCACUUACUGCUCUAUUAUUCUAGCAGUGCUUCAAAUCGCCAGUACUCAAGGGCGACUCAAAACCCUUUCCACAUGCACCCCUCAACUAAUAAUAAUAGCUCUCUUCUUCCUCCCACGGUGUUUUGUGUAUCUUGCAGGCAAUGUGGGAAUUACAUUCAGUACAGAUUUGCGCAUUGCUAUUAUUGUGUUUUACAGUCUACUCCCUCCCAUGGUCAAUCCACUCAUUUACUGCUUAAGGACCAAAGAAGUGAAACAGAGUUUGAUCAAAAUACUGAAAAGACAAGAACUACAUGCAGGGAAGAUCAACAUCUCUGGAAAAUAA
Scleropages formosus (Asian bonytongue) is the source of this 972-nucleotide messenger RNA. Its product is annotated as olfactory receptor 10A3-like. The record is from RefSeq and is a predicted model, not a curated record. Lineage: Eukaryota; Metazoa; Chordata; Actinopteri; Osteoglossiformes; Osteoglossidae. Gene Ontology annotation, cellular component: membrane. Gene Ontology annotation, molecular function: olfactory receptor activity; G protein-coupled receptor activity. The transcript has a single exon. Gene Ontology annotation, biological process: G protein-coupled receptor signaling pathway. Bases 1 to 972 code for a protein of 323 amino acids.